GAAAGAAGAGCGGGGAACGAGAGCGCAGAGCCGAGAAGGAGGCCUGGGAGGGCAGGGAAGGGCGAGACGGCGGCCCUGGGAAGGGAGGCCGUCGGGCGCGGGGGUGCGGGCAAUGGCGGGAAGCGGGUGGAGCUGCCCGGCUGGUCCGUGACCUCAGGGCCCCUGGCCCAGCUCCUCCCUGACGUCAGCCCUCCUCCGCCCCCGCCUGCGUCGGUCUUCAAAUGACCCCCGGGCUCCCCAGCCACAGCGAGACCCGGGAGCGAGCAGGAGAGGAGCGCCCGCCGACCCGCGGCGAUGACACAGGACGCGCCCAAGCCCACCCCGGCCGCCCGCCACUGCUCUGGCCUGGCCCGGCGGGUGCUGACUAUCACCUUCGCGCUGCUCAUCUUGGGCCUCAUGACCUGGGCCUACGCCGCCGGGGUGCCGCUCGCCUCCGAUCGCCACGGCCUCCUGGCCUUCGGUCUCUACGGGGCUUUCCUCUCCGCACACCUGGUGGCGCAGAGCCUCUUCGCGUCCCUGGAGCACCGGCGGGGGGCGGCGGCGGCGCGGCGGGCGGCGGCGCGGGGGCCCCCGGACGCGGCGGCGGCGCGCAGCGUGGCGCUGACCAUCUCGGCGUACCAGGAGGACCCGGCGUACCUGCGCCAGUGCCUGGCGUCCGCCCGCGCCCUGCGGUACCCGCGCGCGCGGCUGCGCGUCCUCAUGGUGGUGGACGGCAACCGCGCCGAGGACCUCUACAUGGUGGACAUGUUCCGCGAGGUGUUCGCCGACGAGGACCCCGCCACGUACGUGUGGGACGGCAACUACCACCAGCCCUGGGAACCCGCGGCGGCGGGCGCUGCAGGCGCGGGCGCCUACCGGGAGGUGGAGGCCGAGGACCCGGGGCGGCUGGCGGUCGAGGCGCUCGUGAGGACGCACAGGUGCGUGUGCGUGGCGCAGCGCUGGGGCGGCAAGCGCGAGGUCAUGUACACGGCCUUCAAGGCCCUCGGCGACUCCGUGGACUACGUGCAGGUCUGUGACUCGGACACAAGGCUGGACCCCAUGGCACUGCUGGAGCUGGUGCGGGUGCUGGAUGAGGACCCCCGGGUAGGAGCUGUUGGGGGGGAUGUGCGGAUCCUUAACCCCCUGGACUCCUGGGUCAGCUUCCUAAGCAGCCUGCGGUACUGGGUGGCCUUCAACGUGGAGCGGGCUUGUCAGAGCUACUUCCACUGUGUGUCCUGCAUCAGUGGUCCCCUAGGCCUGUACAGGAACAACCUCCUGCAGCAGUUCCUUGAGGCGUGGUACAACCAGAAGUUCCUGGGUACCCACUGCACCUUUGGGGAUGACCGGCACCUCACCAACCGCAUGCUCAGCAUGGGCUAUGCGACCAAGUACACGUCCCGCUCGCGCUGCUACUCCGAGACCCCGUCGUCCUUCCUGCGCUGGCUGAGCCAGCAGACGCGCUGGUCCAAGUCCUACUUCCGCGAGUGGCUGUACAACGCGCUCUGGUGGCACCGCCACCACGCGUGGAUGACCUACGAGGCCGUGGUCGCGGGGCUCUUCCCCUUCUUCGUGGCGGCCACCGUGCUGCGGCUCUUCUACGCGGGCCGCCCGUGGGCGCUGCUGUGGGUGCUGCUGUGCGUGCAGGGCGUGGCGCUGGCCAAGGCGGCCUUCGCGGCCUGGCUGCGCGGCUGCGCGCGCAUGCUGCUGCUCUCGCUCUACGCGCCGCUCUACAUGGGCGGCCUGCUGCCCGCCAAGUUCCUGGCGCUCGCCACCAUGAACCGGAGCGGCUGGGGCACCUCGGGCCGGCGCGCGCUGGCCGCCAGCUACGUGCCGCUGCUGCCGCUGGCCGUCUGGGCUCUGCUGCUGCUGGGAGGCCUGGUCCGCGGCGUGGUGCGCGAGGCCCGGGCCGACUGGAGCGGCCCUGCCCGCGCCGCCGAGGCCCGCCACCUGGCCGCGGGCGCUGGCGCCUACGUGGGGUACUGGGCGGUCAUGCUGGCGCUCUACUGGGGGGGCGUGCGGAGGCUCUGCCGGCGGCGGUCGGGUGGCUACCGGGUCCAGGUGUGA
Mirounga angustirostris (Northern elephant seal) is the source of this 2043-nucleotide messenger RNA. RefSeq names its product hyaluronan synthase 1 (gene HAS1). Gene Ontology annotation, biological process: hyaluronan biosynthetic process; extracellular matrix assembly. Gene Ontology annotation, molecular function: hyaluronan synthase activity. Gene Ontology annotation, cellular component: plasma membrane. NCBI's taxonomy places the organism in Eukaryota, Metazoa, Chordata, Mammalia, Carnivora, Phocidae. Bases 295 to 2043 code for a protein of 582 amino acids. The transcript has 5 exons. The record is from RefSeq and is a predicted model, not a curated record.